AUGAUAUUACCCGUCACGCAGGAUCGGCUGUUGGACCAACUGGCGCAACAGGCCCCGGGUACAAACACGGAUGGCGAGCUAGUGCUCAUCGAUGAAGAGGGUGUGCUACAGAAUGUGGGACAGGUCAAACCACAGGAAAUUAUUAACGCUGAGGUUAGCCAGGUAGACUUCCACUUACGCCUGUACUUUGACGAUGAGGCGGUUAUCGACGCCGG
Molecule: messenger RNA, 215 nt
Organism: Sphaeroforma arctica JP610
Lineage: Eukaryota; Ichthyosporea; Ichthyophonida
Exons: 1
Source: RefSeq, a predicted model, not a curated record